Molecule: messenger RNA, 877 nt
Organism: Cuscuta epithymum
Lineage: Eukaryota; Viridiplantae; Streptophyta; Magnoliopsida; Solanales; Convolvulaceae
Source: the annotation of a GenBank genome assembly
GGAUCGGAUUCGGAUCGUAGCUGUAAGCAAGACGAAACCAGUCUCUCUUAUUCGUCAAGUUUACGACAUUGGACACCGCUGUUUUGGCGAGAACUAUGUCCAAGAGUUCGUAGAGAAAGCUCCCCAGCUUCCGGAGGAUAUAGAGUGGCAUUUCAUUGGGAAUUUGCAGAGCAAUAAAGUUAAGAUGCUUCUGACUGGUGUGCCCAAUCUCGCAAUGGUGGAGACAGUUGAUGAUGAGAAGAUUCCGAAUGAGCUUAAUCGAGUGGUUGAAAACAUUGGAAGGAAACCUUUGAUGGUCUUUGUUCAAGUGAAUACAAGCGGAGAAGAAAGUAAAUAUGGCGUUGAACCAGCUAGAAAUCCUGGAUCCGUCCCUGGGCCUGAUGACAAUUGGAAUGCCUGAUUAUACGUCGACACCAGAGAAUUUUAAGACGCUAGCAAAUUGUAGAAGUGAGGUAUGCAAGACAAUUGGAAUAGCUGAAGAGCAAUGCGAGUUGUCAAUGGGCAUGUCUGGCGAUUUUGAACUUGCAAUUGAAAUGGGAAGUACAAAUGUCAGAAUUGGAUCAACGAUAUUUGGAGCAAGGGACUACUCAAAGAAGCAAUGAACUCCUAAUGUUAUUGCCCUUUUGGUAGCCGUGUGCAAGUAGAACUAGUAAAUAGCUCAUUGACUUAUUUGGCUGAGAAGGGUGUUUUCAUAUGACUUUCCUUUGAAAAGAAAUGUUCAACAAGUUCUGGUUCACUUUUGCAGUAUAUAUGUGCACCCACUAUAUAAAUGUUGUAUUGCAUAUUGGGCAAAACACGUUAUUAAACUUUGAAGCUUUGCAUAAAGUACUUCUGUAUGGUUUAAUUUCCAAUAAAAAUACAAUAGGAUGUUCUCCCU